Messenger RNA from Trichomycterus rosablanca, 2457 nucleotides. Its product is annotated as coiled-coil and C2 domain-containing protein 1A-like. The coding region runs from base 53 to 1807 and encodes 584 amino acids. Gene Ontology annotation, molecular function: DNA-binding transcription repressor activity, RNA polymerase II-specific; RNA polymerase II cis-regulatory region sequence-specific DNA binding. Gene Ontology annotation, cellular component: nucleus. The transcript has 19 exons. The record is from RefSeq and is a predicted model, not a curated record. Lineage: Eukaryota; Metazoa; Chordata; Actinopteri; Siluriformes; Trichomycteridae. Gene Ontology annotation, biological process: regulation of transcription by RNA polymerase II.
CAGGAGUGCAGCAGAGGCCGCCAAGAGCAAAGGAGACGACCGCAAAGCACGCAUGCACCAGCGCAUCAUGAAGCAAUACCAAGACGCAAUCAAGGCCCAUAAAGCCGGACGACCCGUCAACCUAUCAGAACUGCCAGUACCACCAGGCUGUCCUCCUUUACAAGGCGCCGAAAGCGGCGAGCAGAACUUCCUGGGCGUCCUGGAAACAGCCGUCAAACUGGCCAAUCAGGACGCGGACGCCGAGGAGGACGACGGGCCGGAGGAGGCGGUGCCGAAGCCGCGUCCCCCUGCUCAGAAGGCUCGGGCCCCUGCGCCGGCGAACGCCACGUCCCCCGCGGUGACCCCCACAGCCUCCACGGAGAACGUCAGACUGGGAUCCAAGGCUCAGCAGCAGCUGGACUUCCUGCUCAGGAGGAAGCAGCAGUUCAUGAAGGCGGCGCUGCGCUCCAAGCAGAUGAAGGACAUGCAGGGCGCGGCGCAGCACCUCCGCAACGCCAAGGGCCUCGAGUCCAUGAUCGUCGUCGCUAAGGGCGGCCUGCCCGUCGACAUCGCCAAGAUACCCAGUGUACCAGUGAGCGAGGACGAUUACACUCUGUCUCACUCUCGCUCCCCCUCUCUCUCCCCUUGCUCGUCCCAGCAGUACGCCCAGCUCAUGGAGCGCCUGAAGCAGCAGCACGAGAAGUGUCUGAGCGGCUCGCAGCAGUUCACUCAGAUGGGCGUGGUGGCCGAGGCCGGCAGGUUCGAGAGGCUGGCUGACGAGUGCAUGAGCAGCAUCGACGUGCUGAAGAGAGCUCACGCCAAGGGCUGUCCGGUACCCGCCUACCACACCGAGGAGCGCACCUUCAACUCUGUCAAGAUCUUUCCCAGUCUGACCGCCAGUGAGAUGGAGCUGACCAUCAUCAAGGGAAUCAACCUGCCCGCUCCUCCAGGAGUUUCGGCCGGGGAUUUAGACGCCAGCGUGCGCUUCGAGUUUCCCUUCCCCAGUGCGGAAGAAGCUCAGAGGGACAAAACUGGCACAGUAAAGGGCACCAACAGCCCGGAGUUCAGAGCUCCGUUCAGGUUGCAGAUGAACCGAACCCACCGAGGGUUUAAGAGGGUGGUGCAGACCAAAGGCAUCAAGUUCGAGAUCAUACACAAAGGGGGCCUUUUUAAGACAGAUAAGGUGGUUGGAAACGCUCAGCUGAAACUGGAAGCUCUGGAAAACCAGUGUGAGGUCAGAGAGAUCAUCGAGGUGCUGGACGGUCGGAAGGCCACAGGAGGGAAGCUGGAGGUGCGGGUGAGGAUUCGGGAGCCUCUGGGCGGGGUCCAGCUGCAGCCCGUCACUGAGAAGUGGAUGGUGGUGGAUCCGCCCGCCCCCACGCCCGACCGAGAGAGGCCGAGAGAGAGAGAGCGGGCACCUUCACCAAAAUCUCAACCCAGAAACGAUCAGGGGAGGAACGCUAAACCCAGUCUCUCUCCUCCUCGGUACAAACUCCACAGCUUCAGCCUCCUCGACUACGACAAAGAGAGACUGGAGAGAAAGAUCAUGGAUUAUAAAAAAAAUAAACAAAAUCCACCAGCUGAGCUUCUGAACCAGCAUAAAGAGGCGUGUCAGCGUCUGCUCUGGCAAAAAUCCUACCUGGGACGGGGAUCGUCGUCGGCCUUGGCGGAUUACGAGAACGUCCUGAGGAAGCUGGUUCACGGCCUCGCCGAAUCGGUGAAGAGGUUCUCCGCCGAAGGGAACCGGGACGCGGCUAAAGACGCUCUGGGGAGGCUCCGGAUGGUGGAGAACGAGAUGGAGUCUCUGCGGAGGAAACGUUCGGCGUGAAGGCGUGAAGAAGUGCAUCAUGGGAGGGGAACUAUGCAGCCUAGCGACGCUCCUCUUCCCUCCGGAAAUCUGAAGCUCCGUUUAUGUUCUAUCUCGUCACCUACGAACCACCCCCCAUCCCGAUCUAGCGGACGUCCUCUCGCGGUGCAUCAUGGGAACCUCCCAACCUCCGAAAUAACACCAUAUAUGAACUAUAAGGAAAAUAUUAACAUUAGCAUAAAGACAGACGCAGCCAGCUAGGAGUCUAGACGAACAUGGUUGACUGAGACGGAUCGACGCUCUGUCCAUGCCUUGUGUUUUCUGGUGGAACCGGACCCGCUGUGACCCUGACCAGGAUGAAGCUGAAAGAUUAGAGACGCACCGGGGCAUGAGCACUACAUUCAGAUGAAGGACGUGACGAGGUUUAGGGUUUCCAUUACUUAGAUUUUAAUUCCUGUCUCAUGUUUAAUAUUUAUAACAGUCGGUACUAUAUGAAUGGAUGAAUUUAUGAAUGGAUGAGGGUGUGUUUCUGGAAGCAGCUGUAAUAAUGUGUGUGUGAGUGGUGGUGGUGGUGGAAAUGAUGUGUGUGAGAAUAUUUACUGCAGAAUGACACGGAUAUUUUGGACAGACGGUUAUAAAUCCUCAUUAAAAUAUAAACGCUGGUGAAACGA